This is a messenger RNA of Dunckerocampus dactyliophorus (ringed pipefish), 4837 nucleotides long. It is a transcript of the gene klhl21, whose product is annotated as kelch-like family member 21. Gene Ontology annotation, biological process: protein ubiquitination. Gene Ontology annotation, molecular function: protein binding. The transcript is spliced from 5 exons. Bases 191 to 2026 code for a protein of 611 amino acids. The record is from RefSeq and is a predicted model, not a curated record. Lineage: Eukaryota; Metazoa; Chordata; Actinopteri; Syngnathiformes; Syngnathidae.
GCGGUCCACAGGGUGUCAUGGCGUCGAAGGAGGCUGAGCUCCAACUACAAAAACAUCACAUCGGCGACAUCAAAGUUUCAUCGACACUCCAUUCGUGAGGCUUUUUUUCCUCGAACGAGUCCUGAAUAUUUAUGAGCUCCGGGCGACGACAUAAGCUGAUGUAAACACCGGCCCCGAGCACAAGCACAAGAUGGAGAAGCCCGUCCUACAGACGCAGCCGUCUACCCUGCCCUUUUUUGACACGGCCCACGCCUUCAACCUGCUGCGCGGGAUCCACGAGCUCCGCGCCGAGAGGAAGUUUUUUGACGUGACUCUGUGCGCUGAGGGCCGUGAGUUCCACUGCCACCGUACGGUGCUGGCCGCCGCCAGCACCUACUUCCGGGCCAUGUUCGCUGGGACGCUGCGGGAGAGCGCCAUGGACAGGGUGGUUCUCUACGAGGUCUCGGCAGAGCUUUUGGGACUUCUUGUGGACUUCUGCUACACGGGACGCGUCACCGUAACACAGGACAAUGUGGACCUGCUGCUGAAAACGGCGGAUCUGUUUCAGUUCCCGUCAGUCAAGGAGGCCUGCUGCGCUUUUCUGGAACAGCGUCUGGACGUUUCCAACUGUUUAGAAAUUCAGGACUUUGCAGAGGCCUACGCUUGCCGAGAGCUGGCGACCAGCGCUCGCCGCUUCGUCCUCAAGAACUUGAUGGAUCUGGCCAAAGGGACAGACUUUGAGCGCUUGCCAUGGAAGCGCCUGCUGGAGUUUGUGUCGGACGACGAGCUGUGCGUGGACAAGGAGGAGACGGUUUAUCAGAUCGCCGUGCGAUGGGUGAAGGCCGACCUCCAGCGGCGGCUCCACUACUGGCCCGAGCUCCUCCAGCAGGUGCGACUGCCUUUCGUCAGGAGGUUCUUCCUGUUGGCCCACGUGGAGAGCGACCCGCUGGUGUACCUGUCGCCCACCUGCCUCCGCAUGGUGAACGAGGCCCGCAGCUUCCAGUCCUGCGAGUACGACCGCCACGACCGGCCGUGCCGCCGCAUGCGCCCACGGCCGUCCACGGGACUGGCCGAGAUCCUGGUGGUGGUGGGCGGCUGUGACAAGGACUGUGACGAGCUGGUCACCGUUGACUGUUUCAACCCGCAGACGGGCCAGUGGCGCUACUUGGCCGAGUUCCCGGACCACCUGGGGGGAGGCUACAGCAUAGCAGCCCUCGGGAACGACAUGUAUGUCACCGGGGGUUCCGACGGCUCACGCCUCUACGAUGGCGUGUGGCGCUACAAGUCCAGUGUAAACGAGUGGACAGAGGUGUCGCCCAUGCUGAAGGCGCGUGAGUACCACAGCUCGUGCGUGCUGAAGGGCCAGCUGCACGUGGUGGCGUCGGACAGCACCGAGCGAUACGACCACACGCUGGACUGCUGGGAGGCGCUGCCGCCCAUGCUUCAUGCCAUGGACAACUGUUCCACCACCACAUGCGGCGGGCGCCUCUACGCCAUCGGCUGCCUGGCCGGCGAGGACACCAUGGCCGUCCAGAGCUACGACCCGGAGAGCAAGCGUUGGUCCAUCGUCAACUGCGGGCAGCUGCCGCCGUGGUCCUUCACCCCGAAAACGGUGACCCUCAACGGCCUCAUCUUCUUUGUCAGGGAUGACUUGGCAGAGGUGGACGUCUAUAACCCUCAGAAGAACGAGUGGGACAAGAUCAGUCCAAUGAACCAGGUCCACGUGGGGGGCAGCGUGGCAGCGCUGGGCGGCAAACUGUUUGUGUCGGGCGGCUACGACAACACAUUCGAGCUGUCGGAUGUGGUGGAGGCGUACGACCCGGCCACGCGUGCCUGGUGCGUGGCGGGCCGCCUCCCCCAGCCCACCUUCUGGCACGGCAGCGUCAGCAUCUUCCGCCAGUUCAUGCCGCUGGUGUCCAGCGCCUUCGAGCCCACCGACGUCCCAGACGCCAACGCCAUCCACCUGCACCGCCACCAGCGCCAGCAGGCCCUCCACAAUCUGAACAACAACCUGAACCAGAACCAGGAGGUGAACGCGGCGCUCUGAGGUUUGGAUGCCAUCCGCUAUCCCCGUGGACCUUUUACGUCACGGCCAUGCUGAAACACGAAGAACCCACGCGUCAUUUGAACGAUGAGCCUCUCAGGCUGCUGUCAUCCAUAUCCGAGGAAACGUCAUCAGCAUGCAGUGCUCACCUUGUAACCACAGUUCGACUGUGUGCCUUCAUUUCCCGCCGCCAUUCAUCCAAAAUGCUAAUUAGCAAGCUGACUUGUCUUCGGCUGUGUCUCAACUGGCGCACUUCCGUACGUGCGUUCAAGUGCGCUGUCAGUACCCGCAGCUACGGGUACUUUCCACCCUCGGUAGUCGCCAUCUCGGCUAAUUAGCGGAAAGGGGGGGACUAACGCCAGUGGUUGCAAUUGAUAAAAAGGAGAGAAGAAAAGGAUAGGCUGGGAUAGGCUCCAGCAUGCCCCUGCAACCCUAAUGAGGAAGAAGCGGUAUAGAAAAUGGAUGGAUGGAUGGAAGAAAAGGAAGCGGGUAUAUGUUGCAGUCGCUGUUAAGUGCUGGUAAGUGCGCAACAAGCAGUUCACUUUGGAACUACGUACACAGUGCCCACAGUGUUUUUUUGUUUUUUUUUAUUAAUUUGCGGCACAUUCUAAAUAUAUAAUUAAGAAGACAAAAAUAAAAAUGAAAAAAACCAGCAAAAAGACAAAAAUCAGCAGUAAGUUUACAAGAGUAAAAUCAAAAUAUUCACACCUUUUUUUUGAUCUAACAAGAAAAAGAAAAAACAUCAUAUAGUUGCAUAAAGUUGAAUAUGAAAGAAAAAAAAGGUUUUUAAAAAGUUGUAUUUUUUUAUGAGAAAAAAGCAAAACGAAAUAAAGUUAGAAAUUUUGGAAAAUCAGACUGGAGGAAAGUUAUAAUGUUAGAAUAAGGUCAAGAAUAAGAAUAAGGUCAAAAUAUUAUGGGAAUAAAGCCAUAAUACUACAAGAAGAGAAUUGACAAGAUGAAAGGUGAAAUUGUUUUGGGGAAUAAGAGUGGUUAUAUUGUAAAGAGAAAAAGUUUAAAUAUUUAUUAAAACAUUUCCAUUUUUAAAAGUCAUAAUAUUACAAACUAAAGAAAAUAAAGUUGUCAAUUUUAGAAAAAUGUCAACUCUUGGCUGCUAAAAGGACGUGAUUUUUCUUCACAGUAUCACAAGUUUAUUCUCAUAAAAUGAAACUUUCUCGUUAGAAUACGACUUUUUUCUCUCGAUAUUUUGACUUUAUUCGCAUAAAAUUUGUUGUUUUUUCAAUUUCUGCUGGGGGGGUUUCCCAACUAUUUAAACGUUUUCUCUUUCUCACUUUAUAUCCAUAAUAUUCUGACUUUUUUCCCAUAUUAUAACUUUUCCCCCAACCUAAUUUUCAAAAAAUUGAAACUUUGUGUUUUUUAGUUUCUCAUAAUAUUACGCCUUUUAAAAAAAAAUGUGUUUUAAAAAAAAAAAUUUCAAGACCAUGCUACUAAAAUUAUUUUUUCCUCAUAAUAUUGAAGUUUAUUCUUAACAUUUUUGGAAAAAACAUUUUCUUGUAGCAUUUUUCCAAAAAUUACAACUUUAUUUGUUUGGUUUGUUUCUCAUAAUAUUUCAACUUUAUGCUACUUAUUUACAUUAUUUUCCCCCAUAAUAUUACAUUAUGCAGAAUUAUGUUUUUUUCUCUUAAUAUUUAGACUUUAUUUUUGUAAAGUUAUGGCUGUUUUUUUCCAUUUCUGCUGCCCCCCCCACCCCAAAAAAAAAUAUUUAAACUUUCUUGUAAACUUUCUUCUAGUAAUUCUGACUCUAUUCUCAUUAUAUUUUGACAUUUUCUUGUCAUGUUUUUCCCAAAAUUACAACUUUAUUGGUUAUUUUGUUUGUGAUUAAUAUUCCAAAUAUUACAACUUUUUUAACAAACAUUUUUCUUUAAUAUUUCAACUUUCUGCUACUUAUUGACAUUAUUUUUCCCCAUAAUGUCACAUGGGUAUUCUUGCAGAAUUAUGGCUUUUUCUCCUUAGAUGACAAUAUUUUUCUCAUAAUAUUUAGACUUUAUUCUUGUAAAAUUAAUGCAGAUUUUUCAGUUUUUCUUUUUUUUUUCUUCUUAAGUCUUUAAAUUAGAUUUUUAUAGUGUGCCUGCAAGCCGCACUUUGGACACCCCUGUAUUUCAUGAACCAAAAAGGACCCCCUUCCAACAACACCGACAAUGGUACUCGUGUGCGUUGGGCGACAGAACCGCACGCCACGAGCUUGGUGCGACAUUUACAUUCCGUCAACGACAAUCAGCGCUAAUAGUUUACACUGAUCUUGAAUACGCCAACGUGUGCAGUUGCUGCAUUGAUUAAGAGGGAUUGAUAGAAUAGUUAGCAGAGGGCGCUGACGGUUCAUCGGCGCAUGGGAAGCUGUGCAUGGAAACAGGAGUCCUUAACAUCCAAACUUCUUUAUGGUUCUGCGUCCAUCCAAUGUUUACAGCGUGUUUAGCUGGAAGUGACGGCGAGGUGUACUCUACUAACCCAAAGAGUCAAGUGUCUUUUUGUGUGUGUGUUUUGGGUUUUUUUUACAAUGAAAAACAAAUGCAUGAGUGUUUUAAAUGUAUUUAAGCAAGUGCAGAGUGAUGCAUUCACCUGGAGUGUAUAAAUGUAUGUCUAUAUUUAAAAUGGAAAGUCAAUCAGACGUCUGUGUUCUGUUUAAUUCCAAAUAAGUGUUUGUUGGACUGUCCGUGGGUUGUGGGGGGGAGUUUUUGUGUGUUUUUUUCCUUCAGGUCAGCAGCGGUAAGUCUCAUUCCCUCCAUAUGCAGUAUGUUACAGUGGAUACCAUGGCCUUCAUAUUUCAUCAUGUCUUUUCCAUCAGUGUUGCAACGUGAA